Molecule: messenger RNA, 1659 nt
Organism: Myxozyma melibiosi
Lineage: Eukaryota; Fungi; Ascomycota; Lipomycetes; Lipomycetales; Lipomycetaceae
Product: Alg9-like mannosyltransferase family-domain-containing protein
Exons: 4
Coding region: 83-1594 (503 amino acids)
Biological process (GO): GPI anchor biosynthetic process
Cellular component (GO): endoplasmic reticulum membrane
Molecular function (GO): alpha-1,2-mannosyltransferase activity
Source: RefSeq, a predicted model, not a curated record
CAAGUGCAGGUAUUAUUGCAUGAUGCAUUGCGUGAGAAAGCAGAGUCGAGCAUUUUAUAAUUGAUCAAUUGUGUGUGCAGAAAUGCUGCUCUCGUCAGUUCCUCUCUUCCUCGAGCUCCUCGCCUUCCGCAUCGUCAAUGCUCUGAUCACGACCACGUACUUCCAGCCAGACGAGUUCUGGCAGAGCUUAGAGCCCGCCCAUCUCGCGGUUUUCAGAUACGGAUACCUGACGUGGGAGUGGCGGAGUGCGCUUCGCAGUUUUGCGCAUCCGUUGAUAUUUACAGUCAUCUACCAGGUCUCGGAGUGGCUCGAUCUUGGAGCUGCGGGUGUGAUCUAUGGACCAAAGGUAGUCCAGGCCGUGUUUGCAGCAUUGUCAGACUACGCGACCUACAAACUCGCCAAUCGACUUUACGGCGACCGGAUAGCGCGUAUAACCCUGUUCUGCACGAUAACCUCGGUCUUCAAUUUCUUUGUCUCCGUCCGGACUUUUUCCAAUUCACUCGAGUCUACAAUCUGUGUCUGCGCUUUGAAUUUUUGGCCGCUGAAGGAGAGCGCUGGUCCGAAUGUUAUGAGGCGCUACUUCUUUGCGUUGGUUCUCGCCGCCAUUGCUUGUGUUCUCAGACCGACAAACGUGCUUAUCUGGAUGUAUCUCGGUGCAGUUCUCAUAUAUAAACAGCCGUCGGCCAGACUGAUUGUCAUCGCCGUGCUGGUUGGUACCUCGAUCCUCGGAUUCAACGCCAAGAUUGACGCCUACUUUUACGGCGGGCCAGUCUUUCCGCUGCUCAAUUUUCUAAAAUUCAAUGUCGUCGAGUCUCUGUCUUCGUUCUACGGAGUCAACGGCAAGCUAUACUACCUCAUCGAGGCACUUCCGCAGCUAUUGAUUCUGUUCACGCCGUUUGCUUUACAUGGACUCUACCUUUGUCGAUCGACCGUUCUUGCGCAGGCGUGUGUGUUUGUGAUUGUUGCUUAUAGUUUGAUUGCGCACAAGGAAGUCCGGUUUAUAUUUCCGUUGCUGUCUGCUUUCCACAUCUUCACCGCCGUCUCGAUAGAGUCCCUGAGGAUUCCGUACAAGCCUCGAGCCAAGACUGCCGCGCUAGUUCUGAUAGCUGUGAUUCAUAUUCCGUUUGCACUCUACAUCACCAUGGUGCACCAGCGAGGUGUCGUGGACGUGACAACAUACAUCAGAGAGAAUCCGUCAGUAACUAGCGUGGGUUUCCUGAUGCCGUGUCAUUCUACCCCAUGGAUGAGCCAUAUGCACCGUCGAGAUAUCGACGCCUGGUUUCUGACAUGCGAGCCGCCGCGCGGAAACGUCGAGCUGGAGACGUACAUGGACGAGGCCGACAUAUUCUACGCGGAUCCGGUUGAGUUUAUCAGGACUAAUUUCCCGCCGGUGACGCAGAUACGCUCGAAGUAUAAAGGUGCGCAUCCAAAGUAUUGGCCUAGCCACUUGGUCUUUUUUGAGGCGUUGAAGGAGAAGGUCGACGAGGCUCUUGGUGGGUCCGAGGAUUAUCUGGAGUGCGCCAGGUUUUUCAAUAGUCAUUUCCAUGAGGACUACAGACGGAGAGGUGAUGUUGUAGUAUACUGCAGGCCGUAAGCUGCAGUAGUGUUAUAUAGGUGAAGUUGCAUUUGCUAUGUAUUAUAGAUAAAAAGAUUAAACGU